Nanorana parkeri is the source of this 586-nucleotide messenger RNA. RefSeq names its product phosphatidylethanolamine-binding protein 1-like. Bases 26 to 586 code for a protein of 186 amino acids. The transcript has 5 exons. NCBI's taxonomy places the organism in Eukaryota, Metazoa, Chordata, Amphibia, Anura, Dicroglossidae. Gene Ontology annotation, biological process: negative regulation of MAPK cascade. The record is from RefSeq and is a predicted model, not a curated record.
UGUAUGAGUGUCUGUGAUCUCAGCAAUGCCGGUCAAUGUAGAUGAGUGGGAUCGAUCCCUGGAACUCCACCAAGUGGAUGAAAAGCCAGAACAUCCAUUAGCAGCCACGUUUGGAUCAGUAUGUGUGGAAAAGCUGGGACAAAUCCUCACACCUUCUCAGGUGAAACAUUUGCCAUCUAUUCAUUGGGAGGGCAUGGAUCCUAAUUCAUUGUAUACUUUUAUUUUUACUGAUCCUGAUGUACCUUCCAGAGAAGACCCCAGUAUUGGGGAAUGGCAUCACUGUAUAAUCGUAAACAUGAAAGGAAAUGACCUUAACAGUGGCUGUACACUCACCAAGUACGUGGGCUCUGCACCUGGCAAAGAUACAGGUCUACACAGGUACACAGUGCUUGUCUACAAACAGCACGGGCCACUAAAAUGUGAUGAACCAAUUCUGGGUGACACCUCUGCUGAAAAGCGAGAAAAAUUUAAGGCACAAAAGUUCCGCCAUAAAUACAAACUUGGACGUCCUGUUGCUGGCACAUGUUUCCUAGCUGAGUGGGAUGAAUCUGUUCCUGCAAUCUACAGUCAACUAGGAGUGAUGUAG